AUGUGUGGUCGAUGCGACUUUGACAGCGGUCUUUGUGGUCUGCGGCAUGACAACACUACGCGCAUGCGCUGGGACUUGGCGACUGGUAGAACUCCCAGUGGAGACACGGGUCCGUCAUUGGACCAUACUACGCAUUCUAACAAAGGCUCCUUUGUCUACAUCGAGGCGUCCCGCGUGGCUCUGGGAUCCAAGGCCUGGCUCUCGAGUGACUGGAUGGAUCCGGGGUCAGCGGUAUGCAUCCAGUUCUGGUAUCACAUGUAUGGAGAGCACGUGGACUCACUUAGCGUACUCGCCUUCACUAGAACUAACCAACAGGUCGUGUGGCGCAUGGCAGGGAAUAUGGGAGACCGCUGGAUUUUUGGUCAAACUGUGAUAGAUAUCAAAGGCGAAUUCAAGUUUGUUAUUGAGGGCAUACGGGGUGACGGUAAUCUGGGUGAUAUUGCUCUUGAUGACCUCGCUUUGUUGGAGGGAAGAUGUAGCAUGGUUGAGCAGCAAAUGCCCGUCUCCUGCUCGUUUGAGAGUUUUUGUGGACGAUGGGACAUCGGUGAAGGCUGGGAGUUAUCAAGCAGUAAAAGUGCGAUUCCGCCACGUCCAAAUAAAAGUAGGUAUCUAUUCUUAAAGAGAAGGGCAUCUUCUCCCAGUUUGCUCCUCUCCCCAGUCCUCCCGGCCGGCAAGUGGCGCUGUCUAAGGUUCUGGUACUACAUUGGGCUCGGCAACACCGCCGAACUCCGCAUACGCAUGAGGCGUGAGGCUAAUGGGACCGAUGUCCAGCUUAGCACUACUAGUCGACGAACCAAGGAAUGGACUUAUGUGCAGUUAUCGAUGGAAAAGAUGGCACACACAAUACAGGUCACAUUUGAAGCGUUCUCAACCGGUCCAGCGCUAGCAUUAGAUGACGUGUCAUUCCUAGAGACACAGUGUGAAGACAUGCCUUGGACACCUUAUGCGGAAUUUUUACCCCCUCCGCGUUCGAAAUGCAGCGAUAGUCUUGGAAUGCAGGACUUCAAAAUCCCCGACUCAGCAAUAACAGCCUCUACAAACACAGAAUCCGCGCGUUAUGGCCGAUUGCACUUCAUGCUAGCGUGGAUGUUCGCAUUACAAGGAAAUGCGACCGGCAAAGAAGUAAAGAAGAUGAAGGCUGUGCGACUAUGGACACCACCCUCCAAGAAGAAGGUCAAGGGCAAAGGCAAGAAGCUCCCUACAACCUGCGUAAACGUAAGCGUCCCAGUUCCCCCACUCAUAAAAGAAGAUGGGGAGGAGGAGGAGGAUGUGGAGGAGGAAGAGGAGGAGGAGAUGCCAGAUGUAGUGGAAGUGACACCGAUGGCGAAGAAGCCGAAAAAGUAG
Nematostella vectensis (starlet sea anemone) is the source of this 1344-nucleotide messenger RNA. RefSeq names its product MAM and LDL-receptor class A domain-containing protein 1-like. The transcript is spliced from 9 exons. NCBI's taxonomy places the organism in Eukaryota, Metazoa, Cnidaria, Anthozoa, Actiniaria, Edwardsiidae. The coding region runs from base 1 to 1344 and encodes 447 amino acids. The record is from RefSeq and is a predicted model, not a curated record. Gene Ontology annotation, cellular component: membrane.